AUGGUGUCCUGUCCUAUUUGUGAAAAAUCCGUACCACAGCUCAAAAUCAAUGACCACAUCGACUCUGGUUGCCAGAGCUUCGUCGAAGAGCCGUCCUCUUCUCCGGGCGACCAACCGUCAUCGCAGAAAGGACCGAUUGCCAGCAUCUUCCAACCGCCAUCUGCAAGAAAAGUUCAAGGCCAAACCAGUCUUUCCAAAGAAUCACCUUCACGUUCAAUUAACGCAACCUCGCGGCCGCUCAACGGCAAGAGAUCCUUCGUACAUGAUACGCUGCCGUCCCGUGAACACGAUGGAGUGACACAACCGAAUGGGGAGGCGGCGGAACCGCAGCCCAAGCGGCCAAAGGCGAACGCAUUGCAAAAGGCUGCCCCGCUUGCAGAGCGUAUGCGUCCAAAGACACUGGAUGAAGUGUGUGGCCAGGAGCUGGUCGGCGAGACUGGCGUUCUUCGAGGCCUCAUUGAGCAAGACCGGGUCCCGAGCAUGAUUUUGUGGGGAGGUGCUGGAACAGGAAAGACUACUAUUGCACGAGUGAUAUCGUCAAUGGUUGGCAGCCGCUUUGUGGAGAUCAACAGUACCAGCUCAGGGGUCGCAGAGUGCAAGAAGAUAUUCUCUGAAGCCCGCAGUGAACUUGGUCUCACCGGGAGAAAAACGAUCAUUUUCUGUGACGAGAUCCAUAGAUUCUCUAAAUCGCAACAGGAUGUGUUUCUAGGACCGGUGGAGAGUGGACAGGUUACUCUUAUUGGUGCAACUACAGAGAAUCCGUCAUUCAAGGUCCAGAAUGCUCUGCUUUCUCGGUGUCGGACAUUUACCUUGGCGAAGCUUACAGACGAAGACAUCAUAUCAAUCCUACAACGAGCACUCCGAGUUGAAGGCCCAAAUUAUUCUCCGUCUGAAUUAGUCGAUGAUGAAUUGAUUCAAUAUCUGGCUCGAUUCGCUGACGGCGAUGCCCGAACCUCACUGAACCUCCUUGAACUAGCUAUGGACCUAUCCAAACGACGGGGCAUUACAAGAGAAGACAUCAAGCAGGCCCUGACGAAAACCCUAGUCUAUGACCGUGCCGGCGACCAACACUAUGACACGAUAUCAGCAUUCCACAAGUCGAUCAGGGGCAGUGACCCGGAUGCCGCCCUUUACUAUCUUUCUCGUAUGAUCCAAUCUGGCGAAGACCCUCUAUACAUUGCUCGGCGAUUGAUCGUCGUCGCCUCCGAGGAUAUUGGCCUGGCGGAUAACACCAUGUUAACACUUGCAAUCUCCACUCACUCCGCCGUGGAAAAGGUCGGUCUGCCAGAGGCACGGAUCAACCUAGCACAUGCAACGGUGGCAAUGGCUCUAUCGAAGAAGAGCACACGGGCCUACCGGGGGUUAAAUAAUGCCUUUGCCGCGUUGAAUGAACCAGGUGUCGCGGGGUUACCAAUUCCAAUUCAUCUGCGGAAUGCUCCAACGAAGUUGAUGAAAGAGCUCGGGUAUGGCAAGGAGUACAAGUACAAUCCGAACUAUCUCCAUGGUCAAGUGCAACAAGACUAUCUGCCUGAGACGCUUAUGGGACGCACGUUUCUGGAGGAUUUGGACUUGGGAACACAGCGAGAUCCUGAUUGGUUCAGUGCAAAAUGA
Messenger RNA from Penicillium canariense, 1611 nucleotides. Its product is annotated as ssDNA-dependent ATPase MGS1. Gene Ontology annotation, biological process: DNA-templated DNA replication; regulation of DNA repair; DNA repair. The record is from RefSeq and is a predicted model, not a curated record. Gene Ontology annotation, molecular function: single-stranded DNA helicase activity; DNA binding; ATP binding. Bases 1 to 1611 code for a protein of 536 amino acids. The transcript has a single exon. Gene Ontology annotation, cellular component: nucleus. Lineage: Eukaryota; Fungi; Ascomycota; Eurotiomycetes; Eurotiales; Aspergillaceae.